Molecule: messenger RNA, 1617 nt
Organism: Vigna angularis (adzuki bean)
Lineage: Eukaryota; Viridiplantae; Streptophyta; Magnoliopsida; Fabales; Fabaceae
Product: mitogen-activated protein kinase homolog MMK2
Exons: 6
Coding region: 233-1378 (381 amino acids)
Biological process (GO): intracellular signal transduction; protein phosphorylation
Cellular component (GO): nucleus; cytoplasm
Molecular function (GO): ATP binding; MAP kinase activity
Source: RefSeq, a predicted model, not a curated record
UGGUGUAUGUGUCAAAAUUAUCUUGUAACUUUGGUCUAUGAACACACAAGUAUCUUAUAUUUUUUUAUACUAUUUGGUGGAAGGUAGUUGUAUUUACGUACGUUCCCACCAUCAACUAAUAAACUCAACCAGUGAAAAAUGCUAUUUUCUGUUUGCUAUUGGGUGGCUUAGCUUUUGUAAUUUUGAUUGAAAAGGUGAACACCCUUUUGCUCUUGGAGUUCGAACAUUGAACAUGGCCACAAAAGGGUCAAGCUCUUCUGCUGCUGCUUCAGCUUCUGGGGAUGCAAAAAUCAAAAGGGUUCUCACACAUGGUGGUAAAUAUGCACAGUACAAUGUGUACGGAAACUUGUUCGAGGUGUCUUCCAAGUAUGUGCCUCCUAUUCGCCCAAUUGGUAGAGGCGUUAAUGGCAUCGUCUGUGCUGCUGUUAAUUCCGAAACACACGAGCAAGUUGCCAUCAAGAAGAUUGGUAACGCGUUUGACAAUAUAAUUGAUGCUAAGAGGACAUUGAGAGAAAUCAAACUCCUUCGUCACAUGGAACAUGAAAAUAUCAUUGGCAUCAAGGAUAUCAUACGACCCCCCAAAAGGGAGACCUUCAAUGAUGUGUACAUUGUUUACGAGUUGAUGGACACUGAUCUUCAUCACAUAAUUCAUUCUGACCAACCUCUUGGUGAAGAGCAUUGCCAGUACUUCUUAUACCAGCUGUUACGGGGGCUGAAAUAUGUGCACUCAGCUAAUGUUUUGCACCGUGACCUUAAGCCCAGUAAUUUACUUAUGAAUGCAAACUGCGACCUUAAAAUUGGGGACUUUGGGUUGGCAAGAACAACAUCUGAAACAGAUUUCAUGACAGAGUAUGUAGUCACACGAUGGUACCGUGCCCCAGAAUUGCUCCUUAACUGUUCCGAGUACACCUCUGCAAUUGAUGUUUGGUCUGUUGGGUGCAUACUUGGUGAAAUUAUGACCAGAGAACCCUUGUUUCCUGGCAAAGACUAUGUUCACCAAUUAAGGCUUAUAACAGAGUUAUUAGGUUCACCGGAUGAUGCAAGCCUAGAAUUUCUCCGGAGUGAUAAUGCCAGAAGAUACAUUAGACAGCUUCCACAGUACCGGAAGCAAAAAUUCUCCGCCAGAUUCCCUAACAUGUUGCCUGAGGCACUGGACCUGUUAGAGAAGAUGCUUAUAUUUGAUCCAAACAAACGCAUUACAGUUGAUGAGGCACUAUGUCACCCUUAUCUUUCAUCACUUCAUAACAUCAAUGAUGAGCCAGUCUGUCCCAGGCCAUUCAGUUUUGAUUUUGAUCAGCCAACGUGCACUGAAGAGCACGUGAAGGAGCUCAUUUGGAGGGAAUCAGUGAAGUUCAAUCCAGAUCCACCCUGCCAGUAAUUCUUUCUUAUUUGUAUAAAUGUAACAAGAUGAACCUCUUUCACCUUAAAUGUAUUGCCUGUGCAACACCAAGACGAUUUGCUAGGGACAAAUUGAAGUUCUCUUUUCUUUUAAUCUAGUCCUACACCAACGAGGGUACGCAAACAAAUUUCUCCUGGAAAAUGGGUAAUCGUUAGAAAUCUAGUUGGAUGUCACAGGCCUUUAUAAGAGUAAUAAAAAUGCUGUGUUGUAUUGUGCUA